Messenger RNA from Globicephala melas (long-finned pilot whale), 3210 nucleotides. RefSeq names its product cholinergic receptor muscarinic 1 (gene CHRM1). Gene Ontology annotation, biological process: chemical synaptic transmission; saliva secretion; adenylate cyclase-inhibiting G protein-coupled acetylcholine receptor signaling pathway. NCBI's taxonomy places the organism in Eukaryota, Metazoa, Chordata, Mammalia, Artiodactyla, Delphinidae. Gene Ontology annotation, cellular component: dendrite; plasma membrane; synapse. Gene Ontology annotation, molecular function: G protein-coupled serotonin receptor activity; G protein-coupled acetylcholine receptor activity. The record is from RefSeq and is a predicted model, not a curated record.
UUGGGCAACACUCAGACACACACCGAAUACAGACACACACACGUCCCGGCUCCAGACCCACAGGGCGACACCUGCAUUUACACCGGCUGCGUGAUGACAUGCGACUCAGGGACACACAUGUGCGGGGCACUCAGCAACGCGUGGAGCAGGCAUACGGCCCCCCACUCGUCCCCGCAAACCAGACACCCGUGUGCCCUCACACCCAGCUGUGUGGCAGGGACAGAAAACAGCGCACCGCCCAGCAUGCGGGCUCAUCCGUUCGGCCCCGGGCGGGACUCGAAUUUGGUGCCCUAGUGGAGAAGGGGGCCACGCUCCAGGACCCAGUCCAACCCCAGACGCUGCCUGAGGCUUCCCUCCAGCUCCCCCUCCCUUCCUUUCCUCUCUUUUCUCCCUCCCUCUCUUUCUCUUCCUCCCUCCCCCCCCCCAGGCUGGCGUGCCAGGGGGUGGGACAUGCCAAUCACUAGCUGUGCUUCUCCGGCUGCCAGCACAGGGCACAGCUCCCCCCAGGAGCCAGGUGUUUGGGUCCCUGGAGACACCGUCGGCCCCCGGAGAGGCAGUGGAACUGAGGAACCUUCAGACCUCUCUCCAGCCCCAUGGGAACCCUGAAUCCCACCACCCCCAUCCACCUUCAACCCCUCCAAGAUGGACUGAACCAGGCUGCUGGCCCGAUGGACAAGCAGGAUACCAAGGUGAUGACCGCCCCCGAGGAAGGCCUGUACUGUGACUAGAGGAAGGGGCUGUCCCCCAUCGACCCCGCCCAGCCACCAUGAAUACCUCAGCCCCACCCGCCGUCAGCCCCAACAUCACCGUCCUGGCACCGGGAAAGGGUCCCUGGCAAGUGGCCUUCAUCGGGAUCACCACGGGCCUCCUGUCACUGGCCACGGUGACCGGCAACCUGCUGGUACUCAUCUCCUUCAAGGUCAACACGGAGCUCAAGACGGUCAACAACUACUUCCUGCUGAGCCUGGCCUGUGCCGACCUCAUCAUUGGCACCUUCUCCAUGAACCUCUACACCACAUAUCUGCUCAUGGGCCACUGGGCUCUGGGCACGCUGGCCUGUGACCUCUGGCUGGCCCUGGACUACGUGGCCAGCAAUGCCUCGGUCAUGAACCUGCUGCUCAUCAGUUUUGACCGCUACUUCUCCGUGACCCGGCCCCUGAGCUACCGCGCCAAGCGCACACCCCGCCGGGCGGCCCUGAUGAUCGGCCUGGCCUGGCUGGUUUCUUUCGUCCUCUGGGCCCCAGCCAUCCUCUUCUGGCAGUACCUGGUAGGGGAGCGGACGGUGCUGGCCGGGCAGUGCUAUAUCCAGUUCCUGUCCCAGCCCAUCAUCACCUUUGGCACAGCCAUGGCUGCCUUCUACCUCCCCGUCACGGUCAUGUGCACGCUCUACUGGCGCAUCUACCGGGAGACAGAGAACCGGGCCCGGGAGCUGGCGGCCCUGCAGGGCUCCGAGACGCCGGGGAAGGGGGGCGGCAGCAGCAGCAGCUCAGAGAGGUCCCAGCCAGGGGCUGAGGGCUCCCCGGAGACCCCUCCAGGGCGCUGCUGCCGCUGCUGCCGGGCCCCCCGGCUGCUCCAGGCCUACAGCUGGAAAGAGGAGGAGGAGGAUGAAGGCUCCAUGGAGUCACUCACGUCCUCGGAGGGUGAGGAGCCCGGCUCUGAGGUGGUGAUCAAGAUGCCCAUGGUGGACCCCGGGGCGCAGGCCCCCCCCAAGCAGCCGCCCCGGAGCUCCCCGAAUACGGUCAAGAGGCCGACCCGGAAGGGGCGUGAGCGAGCGGGCAAGGGCCAGAAGCCCCGUGGGAAGGGGCAGCUGGCCAAGCGGAAGACCUUCUCGCUGGUCAAGGAGAAGAAGGCGGCUCGGACCCUGAGCGCCAUCCUGCUGGCCUUCAUCCUCACCUGGACACCGUACAACAUCAUGGUGCUGGUGUCCACUUUCUGCAAGGACUGUGUCCCCGAGACCCUGUGGGAGCUGGGCUACUGGCUGUGCUACGUCAACAGCACCAUUAACCCCAUGUGCUACGCGCUCUGCAACAAGGCCUUCCGGGACACCUUCCGCCUGCUGCUGCUCUGCCGCUGGGACAAGCGUCGCUGGCGCAAGAUCCCCAAGCGCCCCGGCUCUGUGCACCGCACCCCCUCCCGCCAAUGCUGAGGGCCCCUCGCCUGCGUCCCUCCACCCCAGGCCCCGGUGGAAAGCGGGCAGGCGCUGUGACCUCAGACCCAGGGCCCUGCUCGGGCCCCACCAGCCUUCCCGGGCCCCUAGGUCACCUUCCUGCACAGCCCAGGGAGACCCUGCCAACUUUCCAAAUUUUGCUGUUCCCAGGCAGGGAGGGGCACCCGGGGAACUGGUUUUUCUGUUCCCUGCUGGGUGGGAAUGGGCCCUUCACCAGGAAGAAGGCCCAGGAGGAGGGUCCGGGCUUUGGCUUCCUUGUUUGUGUUUAGACAGGAAGUCCAUCCAGGGCCAGCAGUGCGGGCCAGGAGAAAGGAGAUUUAGCUGUGCAGUCAUCCUUGGCCCAGGGGCUGGCCUGGAUUGAGCGGGAGACGGCACCCCCUGCCAGCAGGGAACUGACACCAACCACUGAGACAGAAGCGUGGCUCAAAGGGAGCAUCCCCCGCCCUCCCCGGGGACCCCCUCCCUCCCCAGGCACAGCCCACUCUGCUGGGCCCUAGGCACACUCUCUGGGAUUAUCCAGCCUCCCUACACAUGUCCCCAGAGUGUCCCUAGGUGGGUCACCCCCAAGGCACAUGUCCAAGCAUCAGCAGGACAAUGACACCAGAGGGGACCAGCAUGGUUAGUCACCCCGUCCAAGUCCCGAGGCAGCAUCAGGACCAGGCGCCAGGUGUCCCACCUGUCCCACUGUGUCAUUUCCCUGGGAGUGAGGGGCAGGGGUGCCUGCUGUCCAGCCCCACACCUAUACCCCCUGCCCCAGAGAAACCCUCAGUCCCACCCUCCCUGGCUCACAGACGCCACCUGGAGAGAUCUGUUCCAUCAGAUCUAGCCAGGCCUCCCGCAUGCUGCCUGCCUCCGGCCCCACCCCACACCGGCCUGGCCCAGCCAACAGGUUCUCUGCUGUGAGCUCCCCAAUCCGACCCAUGCAUGGCCUCCCAGCCACCCUUAUCUCCAGGCCCAGGUCCCAAAUGUUCUUUCCUCCUGACCUCAGCAAGUGCUGAGUCUGUGAAUAAAGCCACAUAACCAGCGGGCGCUAAGGGGCCUUC